CACACUGUGAGAGAAGGAGACAUGGAAGGAAAGCUGGGAUUGUCACAGAAGUCAAAUUGUGUCGUCCUCUUCAGAGCCGUGUGACGCAGAGUUUUAUUAUGGAGGACGUGAAGCCUGAGGGCUGGCGGCAGCUACUUCAGCCCCAUGGUGCAGCUGGCAAAAACAGCACAAGUCUCCUUCACAGGUCCUCAUCAUGGAGGAGGCCUGGGGAGCGGGGUUAUUACGAGGGCCCCGCAGCGCAAGUGAAUGAGCCCCCUCGCGGAGCUCGUCCGCUGAGCUGCAUAGAGGGUGGCAGGAUGGACAAAUGGCUUCAGACACUGGAGAGACUCCAAUCACGUCGGCUUCAGAAUCAAAUACCUCAGUUUGCGGACAGGACAGUAUCAAUGCCAGUUCUCCCGAAUGAGACAGUGGGAAGUAACCCACUAUGUCCUGAUGUUUCCUCUCUGCGCAGGAGGAAUCAGACCCCUAGCGUCUGUCCCAGUGUGUGUGAAAGCUCCUCGAGCAGCCUGGAGUCUGUUCACAUUAAAGCUGCUCCUGCUGCAGAAAGAGCUCAGUUCUGCGCUCUCGCUCCAGUUCGCUUCGGCUGGCUGCCCAUACAAAGACAUGUGAUACUGACGGACAUCUCUGACAACCACCAUGACAACAGUAGGUGCCAGCAGAAACUGAAGUCUCCCAUCACUCCAGUGUUGCUCAGCACUCCUGCCAAACUUAAUGGACCAAGACCAAAUGACAGAGAAACUUCGAGGCCUGAACCUGUAGGCUUUACAUACUGGAGGACACCUGAAAAAACACCAUCCAUCCUCCAUCAGUUCGGGCUCCAUGAAAAUAACUCGGCUGAUUUGAGCGCAUGCGUCGUCCUGGCCCUGAACACCGCUGCGGUUAUCGCCAACAUAAAUCUGCAGGCCCAGCAGAGAAGAACUACAUCCCACACAGCAACAGCAGUGAAAGUGUGUGCUCUGUGUGUGCAGGAGGCUUUAGCGAUCAGACGGCCUGAUUUCAUCCAGCGCUCACAGGCCAGAGUUCGAGCCCUGGAGAGGAGGUCGCAGGAGAGGCAGAACUCCCACAGCUCACCGCAGACACUCGAGAGCAGAGAAAGCCUUGUGAAAUCCAAAGACAGAAGCAUCAUGGGAAAGAGUUUACAGCUGCGGUCCAGGAAGAGUUAUAACCAGCUGCCUGAGGUGAAGAAGAGGAGAGAGGAAGAAAAGAGGAAAACAGAAGAGGAGAAAAGAAAACUGGCAUCUCGGACAAACAGGCUGCGGGCAGAGCUCUUUAAAAAGAAACUUCUGGAACAGAUUUUGCAGAGGGGAGGAAAUCACUGACACUGCCUUGGACUCGUGUUUCUUCUCACUCCACAGUUCUCAU
This is a messenger RNA of Sinocyclocheilus grahami, 1362 nucleotides long. RefSeq lists its product as uncharacterized. The record is from RefSeq and is a predicted model, not a curated record. Lineage: Eukaryota; Metazoa; Chordata; Actinopteri; Cypriniformes; Cyprinidae. Gene Ontology annotation, biological process: regulation of centriole replication. Gene Ontology annotation, cellular component: cytosol; centriole; centrosome. Gene Ontology annotation, molecular function: microtubule binding. The transcript is spliced from 10 exons. Bases 99 to 1319 code for a protein of 406 amino acids.